GGCUCUUAUUUCCUACUGGAAACUCCUCAGAACAAGAAAUAAGACGACGUUACACGUAUCCCAAGUUUCGAAAGAAAUGUUUAAAAGUAGAAAUUUUCAUAGAUAUGUUGAAGCGAUGAUCACUCGCUGGGAGAAGCUGGCUGUGGACCGCCUCCUGUGGAGUUCAGGACCCCUCCACGUCCUGCACUACGAGCUGCUCCUCAACAAUACCCAACUCCACCUUCGUCGCCUCCUCCACUUCCUCGGGGUGCCUCUGGACGAAAGGAGACUGGCCUGCGUGUCCUCUCACCUUGAGGGAUCCUUCAAGCGGAAGAACAACCUGGACUUCGAUCCUUUUACCAAGGGGGAGAAGGAGAAGAUGUCCCUAGCUAUGGGCAGGGUGCACCGCCUGCUGCUGCUUGCAGGCUACCAGGGUCUGCCCAACUACCCCCAAUUGUUUCAACUAACCAAAGGCAAGUCCCUCGGCGCCUAUGAGUGAUGUCAUGUCUCGAGUUUCCUGACUUCACAACAUGAAAAUCUCAAGCAAUAACAUGUGUAGAGUUUCGUAUCCACAUUAUCCAACAUAUGUUGUGACAACACCACAGGACAACCAGUUGGCACUUUGCUUCCUAUUUGGAAUUAUUUUGUUUUAACAGAUCUUAAUUUUGUUAAACUCUACGUGUACCUAAUGUUCGAUUGAUGAUGGGUGAUUGUACUAGGUAAAAAAAGUUAUCAUAUUCAUCUGAUUGUAAAUAUUUUAAUUAAUAAAUAAAAUUUAGAGA
Molecule: messenger RNA, 761 nt
Organism: Procambarus clarkii (red swamp crayfish)
Lineage: Eukaryota; Metazoa; Arthropoda; Malacostraca; Decapoda; Cambaridae
Source: RefSeq, a predicted model, not a curated record